This is a messenger RNA of Octodon degus (degu), 1714 nucleotides long. It is a transcript of the gene Vwa7, whose product is annotated as von Willebrand factor A domain containing 7. The record is from RefSeq and is a predicted model, not a curated record. Lineage: Eukaryota; Metazoa; Chordata; Mammalia; Rodentia; Octodontidae. The transcript is spliced from 10 exons. The coding region runs from base 56 to 1714 and encodes 552 amino acids.
ACGCUGCUGCGCCUCCCAGCUCCUCACCACCGCACUGGCGGCUGCUGGCCGAUGCAUGGUGUGGGGAAAGGGCCAGCGGCUGCCUGCUAGGGCUGGGUUAAUUAUAGCUGUGACCCCAGUUCCCUGUGACAUGGGCCAGCCAGGGCUGCCCCUGCCUGGGAGACCAGACGACCAGGUCCCCAUCUCGGCCAUGCUCCCUGCAGAGCUGCCCCUGACCUACCUGGGCCCCUUGGUGCUGCUGCUGGUGCAGCUGCUGCUCUCCCCCACAUCUGCCUUCUUCCCCAACAUCUGGAGCCUUCUGGCCGCCCCUCGUUCCAUCACCCACCAGGACCUGACCGAAGAGGCGGCACUCAAUGUCACCCUGCAGCUCUUCCUGGAGCAGCCACUCCUAGGUCGGCCCCCGCUUCGUCUCCAGGAUUUCCUGGGCCGCACCCUGCUCGCCGACGACCUCUUUGCCGCCUACUUUGGACCCGGGUUUCCCUCCCGGCGGUUCCGAGCAGCCCUGGGAGAGAUGUCUCGUGCCAACGCAGCUCAGGACUUCCUGGCAGCUUCCAAGAACGACCCUGACCUGCACUUUGAUGCCGAGCGGCUGGACCAGGCGCGGGAACGCCUGGCGGGGGCUCUGCGGGAGACCCUGGCUGCGGCUGGAGCCGGGGACUACGCACUGGCCCGCGGGCGCCUGGGGGCAGCGCUGCACGCCCUGCAGGAUUUCUACAGCCACAGCAACUGGGUGGAGAUGGGGCAGCAGCGGCCACACCCUCACCUCCUCUGGUCCUGGAGGCGGGAGCUCUGGAGGCUGGCGCGAGUGGGCGACCCCACGUGCUCUGACUGUGCGGAGCGGAGCUGUCCUGGGAAUCUGCUGGGCUCCACGCUGCUCACUUCGGGCUACUUUGGAACUCAUCCCCCCAAACCUCCAGGGAAAUGUAGCCACGGCGGCCACUUUGACCAGAGCAGCUCGCAGCCGCCCCGGGGAGGCAUCAACAAGGACAGCACGUCCCCGCUCUUCUCCCCGCACCACGCGCUGCACCCGCAGGCCGCACAGCUGGCCCUUGUGGCCUCUGUCCAGGCCCUCGGCCUCCUGCGGGGCCGCCUGGGCGACAGGGCCUUCUCCAGGCUGCUGGACGUCACCCCGGCCUCCAGCCUUAGCUUCGUCCUGGACACGACGGGCAGCAUGGGGGAGGAGAUCAGCGCCGCCAAAAUCCAGGCUCGCCACAUCGUGGAGCAGCGGCGCGGCAGCCCCAUGGCACCUGUGCACUAUGUCUUGGUGCCUUUCCAUGACCCAGGGUUCGGCCCUGUCUUCACAACCAGUGAUCCUCACACCUUCUGGCAGCGACUUAAUGAGAUCCAGGCCCUGGGGGGUGGAGACGAGCCCGAGAUGUGCCUGUCUGCGCUGGAGCUGGCCCUCCUGCACACACCGCCCCUCUCGGACAUCUUUGUCUUCACGGAUGCCUCCCCCAAGGACGCCUUCCUCACCAACAGGAUUGAAUCCCUGACUCAGGAGCGGCGCUGCAGGGUGACAUUUCUGGUGACUGAAGACCCAUCACGGGUUCAGGGUCGGAUUCGGCGCGAGGUUUUGUCGCCCCUGCGUUUUGCACCAUAUGAAGCAGUGGCCCUGGCGUCAGGAGGAGAAGUGAUCUUUACCAAAGACCAGCACAUUCGGGAUGUGGCAGCCAUCAUUGGGGACAGCAUGGAUGCUCUGGUGAGCACGAGGUGA